AUGGCCGCAGCGGACGCCGCCGCGGACCCGAGCUGCAAGCGCAGGCGCCUCUCUGCCAAGGCGGCGCCUCGUGUGGUUUCACACUGGCGCGAACCCGCCUGCCCCACCUUCGACAUCGAGACGGACGAGCCUGGUGGCGCGCAGGUAGAGACGCAGACGCAGGUGGAGAUUGCCGACCACAUCGAGACCCAGGUGGAGGGCGUCUCCUUCUUCCAUGCGCAGGCUCUUUACGGCGAGGGCGACCUUGGUGCUAGGGCAAACGGUGCUCAGCAAUGGGAUGACACGGGCGGAUUCCAGGCCGCCAUCGCAGCAGCUGGCGACACAGGGGAGCAGGAGGUCGACGACAUGCAGAAUGGCCAAUUGGACGAGCACGCCAUCCCGACCGAGCAGGGAGAGCCAGCUGACAAACAGGAGAAGGACUGGGAGAUCGACGGGGGGAAGCAGACGGCCGAGGAGGUUUGGGGGGAUGACUGGACGAGCGACGGCGAGAAGCCAGACGAGAAGGACGACUUGCCGCCUCACCCUGAGGCUUGCGGGUCUGGAGACGUACCUCCAGGCGGGGCGCCAAGGCCGCAGCCCGAGACCUUGCCUUUCGGCGAGGAGCCCGAGACGCAGGCGUACAGCGGGCUCUUCGUGCAACCAUCUGUCGACCCCCCCGCCGCUGAGAGAAGCGCGCCCUCCGCUGAGAGCAGCGCGCCCGCCAGCAGCGCGCCCGCCGCUGACAGGGGCGCGCCCGAGCGGGAGUCCCUUCCAGAUCGCCUCCCAGAUGGUUGGCCGUUGGGCGCCGAUAAUCGCUGGGGCCCGCCGCCCGAGAGCCGUGAGGUCAUGCCUAACACGUCCAGCGAGGAGAUGCCUGAGCAACCUACCGACGGCGGUGAACUCGGCGUGGACGAGGCGGGCGAAGCCGUGGGGGAGGGCGAUGCGACGGCGGUCGCGCAAGAGGAGGCCCGAGACGAGACGGCGAGGCGGGAGUCGCAGAGCCUCGAGGCCGCGCAGCGUCCAGCAGGCAUGAAGACCGAUGCGAUGUUCAGCGCGUCGCUCAAGGACGAGUCCAAAGGCGACGAGCCCGUCAUGGAGAAGUCCGCGUUCGAGGAGGAUACCCUCAUGGGGAAGUUCAUGACGUUGAAUGGCCCGACUGACGCAGAUGGGCCGCCAGACACGGAUGGCGCGAAGGGCGUCGAGGACGAUUCGGAGCUCAUGAACUGCGCGCUCAACGGGUUCAAUUUCUUGGCGAGGAGCCCGAUGGGCUGGCGCUUCCAGAGGUGGCUCAACGGGAACACUGACAAGUGGGAGGAGUUCGGACAGCUGAGCGCCUCUGGUAAGACGGCGUUCAAGAUGCAGCGGGCCGAAGACUUGUACGACGAGCACAUGAAGCGCAAUACGAAGGUGGAGAAUAUGAAGCAACGAACCAUCAAGAGAGGACGCAUGCUGAACAUCGACCAGAUCAUCAAGGCUCAGGGAGGACAUACAUCAGCAUCCGCUGUGGCGGGCGCGUAUGCCAUUGCCGAGUACGCCAUGAAGAAAGCUGCUGUCGAACCUGGCUGGGUUGAG
This is a messenger RNA of Prorocentrum cordatum, 1551 nucleotides long. Lineage: Eukaryota; Dinophyceae; Prorocentrales; Prorocentraceae. The record is from the annotation of a GenBank genome assembly.